This is a messenger RNA of Arabidopsis lyrata subsp. lyrata, 1339 nucleotides long. Its product is annotated as ervatamin-B. Bases 139 to 1182 code for a protein of 347 amino acids. Lineage: Eukaryota; Viridiplantae; Streptophyta; Magnoliopsida; Brassicales; Brassicaceae. The transcript is spliced from 2 exons. Gene Ontology annotation, molecular function: cysteine-type endopeptidase activity. The record is from RefSeq and is a predicted model, not a curated record. Gene Ontology annotation, cellular component: lysosome.
CUUAUAUAAGACCAUUUUGGCAUACACACUUCUUGGCAAUUCCAAGUAACAUAACCAAAACAUUUGUAUUAAAAGAGUAUUUUUAUUGAUACUAUAUUUAAAUUGUGCCCAUUCAUUUCCAUACUAUUACCUCUAGGAAUGUCGUCAACUAUCAUAUUCAUUCUAACUAUUUUUUUGAGUUACAGAACUUCGCUAGCUACAUCUCGUGGUGGCCUUUUUGAAGCUUCUCCCAUUGAGAAACAUGAGCAAUGGAUGGCUCGAUUCAAUCGCGUUUACUCUGACGAAUCCGAAAAAAGAAAUCGGUUCAAUAUUUUCAAGAAGAACUUGGAGUUCGUCCAGAGCUUCAAUAUGAAUAAGAACAUCACGUACAAGUUGGAUGUCAACGAGUUCUCUGAUCUCACUGACGAAGAAUUUCGGGCGACACACACUGGACUAGUUGUGCCCGAGGAAAUAACAGGAAUUUCAACUCUGUCUUCGGAUAAAACGGUGCCGUUUAGAUAUGGUAAUGUUAGUGAUACUGGCGAGAGCAUGGAUUGGAGACAAGAGGGGGCUGUUACACCCGUUAAGUAUCAAGGCCGAUGUGGAGGAUGCUGGGCGUUUUCUGCGGUGGCGGCGGUGGAAGGCAUUACAAAGAUUACUAAAGGCGAGCUCGUAUCGCUAUCGGAGCAACAACUCUUAGACUGCGACACAGACUACAACCAAGGAUGUCAUGGAGGGAUAAUGUCAAAAGCUUUUGAGUACAUAAUCAAAAACCAAGGCAUCACUACAGAGGAUAACUAUCCAUAUCAAGAAUCACAACAAACUUGUAGCUCAUCAACUACCCUAUCAUCGUCUUUCCGUGCUGCUACAAUCAGCGGAUAUGAGACAGUUCCAAUGAAUAAUGAGGAAGCAUUGCUACAAGCGGUGUCUCAACAGCCUGUUUCCGUGGGGAUAGAAGGGACAGGAGCCGGGUUUAGGCACUACUCGGGCGGGAUAUUCAACGGAGAAUGUGGGACGGAUUUGCAUCAUGCGGUGACGAUUGUUGGUUAUGGUAUGAGUGAAGAAGGGACUAAGUAUUGGGUGGUGAAGAAUUCUUGGGGGGAAACUUGGGGAGAGGAUGGUUUCAUGAGGAUCAAGAGAGACGUGGAUGCACCCCAAGGAAUGUGUGGUUUGGCCAUGCUUGCUUUCUAUCCACUUGCUUGAAUACAUGAAGAUUGAUUGGGUGGGCUUGAAGUAAUUGAAAAUACUCUGAUCAAAAUGUUAUUUUAAGAAACAUUAUGGUCCCCAUGUUUUUGUGCAAAUGGAUUGAUAUUUUUGAUCUGAUGUUGUGGAAGAAUAAAAGCACCAAGUAAGAAUUAAA